AUGAAUACGCCAUUUGUGACGGCCGGCCCAGCUAACCCGACGUUUCAAACAAUAUCCAAAGAAACUGUGGAAUUCAUGCAGUCUAGCUCAUCAUCUGAACAGAGUUUUCGCACAGGGCGUCAGACGCAGUUGCUCACAGACCCUGAAGAAGCGUGUGUGAAGAACGUUCCCAGUGACGAACCAAAGAAUGUAACGGAAAAAGUUAAAAAGUGUAAAUUGUAUCAAUGUCCCGACUGUUCAAAAACAUUUCCAAAUCCAUCUAGCUUAAGCCUCCAUCAUAAUAAACACUCGGCUCUGCAUGACUAUCAGUGUACUCUUUGCUCACGCGUGUACAUCUAUCGAACUGGAUUGUACCAACACAUGAAAACAAAACAUCCAGGACACACUUAUUUUCCGACAAGAUUGUCCCGAGCACAGUCAAAAGAAAUGCGACAGAUGGAGUUCACUUGUGACGUCUGCCAGAAAUGCUUCGAUAAACUGAAGUAUCUUCGUAGACAUCAAAAGCAUGUGCACACGACGGAGGGACGCGUCGUUUGUGAAGAAUGUGGCUUGAACUUCUUUGGCAAAACCAGUCUGAACAUGCACGUGAGGGCUAAGCACACGAAAGCAGAUCCGUUCAAAUGCACUCGGUGUGGAAAAACGUUCCUGUAUGUAUCCAGCUACAUGCGGCACGUGAAGGUAGCCCACGAAAGUGACCAAACGGAAAAGACAGCAACCCCGAACUCGCACGUGUAUCUAUUCAUAUUCGGCAGGCACUUGAAACCCAGCCAUUCUGGACAAGCCAGUUUACUUACGAAAAUAUCAACCGCCCCUUCAUUACGAAUAUAUGAAUGCCAUGCGCGCCAGGAAGAAUUCCCAAAUGUCCCUUGUCUCGAAGUCCGUAACGUGCACAUGCAUACGAAUUUAAGGUACCCGGGCAGUGAGGAAUAUCACUUCUUAUUAAAGAAUCAG
Opisthorchis viverrini is the source of this 951-nucleotide messenger RNA. RefSeq lists its product as hypothetical. The transcript is spliced from 3 exons. The record is from RefSeq and is a predicted model, not a curated record. The annotation marks the transcript as partial. Lineage: Eukaryota; Metazoa; Platyhelminthes; Trematoda; Opisthorchiida; Opisthorchiidae.